Messenger RNA from Kluyveromyces lactis, 1665 nucleotides. RefSeq names its product Sko1p (gene SKO1). Gene Ontology annotation, molecular function: RNA polymerase II cis-regulatory region sequence-specific DNA binding; DNA-binding transcription factor activity, RNA polymerase II-specific. The transcript has a single exon. NCBI's taxonomy places the organism in Eukaryota, Fungi, Ascomycota, Saccharomycetes, Saccharomycetales, Saccharomycetaceae. The record is from RefSeq and is a predicted model, not a curated record. The coding region runs from base 1 to 1665 and encodes 554 amino acids. Gene Ontology annotation, biological process: regulation of transcription by RNA polymerase II.
AUGAAUAUAAACGAGAAACCGGUCACGUCGUUCGACCUUGAACCCAAUCCGUUUGAACAGAGCUUUGCGUCUACCAAGAAGGGUCCUGUUGCCAGUAACGGUGAGAUUCCGGUAAAAAAUGCGAGUAUUGGAAGUAACUCCGGAAAUGCGAUCGUGACUACCGGUGCCAGUACCGGUGUCAAUCCUCCGCAUAGUAAUGCUCCUGUCUUGGAUAACAAAGCCAGGCUGUUAAUGAAUAUUAGUGCAGGUGUAGGUGCGACUGCAGCGGGUGCAGUAGCUGGAACCGUUGCUGGGGGUGCCGAGGCCGUUAAAUCUCCGCCACGGUAUCUGACCACAAAUAAACCUCCAACGAUUCAGUCUCCUCCUAUCUUGAGCCCUGGAGGUUCAAGAAGGCUGCCCCCCUUGAAUAUAUCUCCAAAUGCAGCGAUAUCCAAUUCGUUACACGGACAAACUUCACCUGGUGCUUUUUAUCUGAAUUUACCAAAGACAGGGCUGACUCCUAACGAAUCCAAUAUUAGAUCUGGACUCACUCCAGCAGUUAUGAGUAACGGUAACAAUAACCCUAGCAACAACCCUACUGUCCCAACUAAUGAAAUUGUGCCCGGCCAGAACAACCUGUCUGCAAUACCUGUGGCGCUAACGUCGUCAUCGGGAUUGACCCCUGGUAGGUUCACUCCGAUGUUGAACUCACUGUUGAAUAUGCCGUCAGAAGAACCGGUAUUCCCCAUGGUGAACGGCUCAAAUUCUAUAAACAAUGCUAACAUUAACAGCAGCAAUGUGAACACUAUUGACUCCAACAAUCAAGCGAAGGAUGAAUCGAAUACAAGUUAUAGUAAUAGGAGUCCGAAUUCGUCUUCUAAUAAUUCGAAUAUAUUAUCGACUCACUCAAACACGACUCAUUCACUUAUGUCAAACCACCCUUCUCAGGUUAUAUUAGCUGCGGAUAUCCCACUGGAUAAAGUUAAGAACCCUGUUGAAAUCAUGAAAACUGUUUAUUCCAACAGCAAUAGCAGUAUCACCUAUAAUAAUAGUAAUAAUUCGGAACCAUCACAAUCCAAAAAUGCAAUUACCUCACAAAGUCAACGGAAAAGCAGUACCAAUAAUACUGCUAGUAAUGAACCAGCCGAAAGCAAGGAAAACGUCAACGGUACCUCGUCAAAGGUCAGCAAACCGACUUCUAAGAAAAGAAAGGCUUCUACUUCUUCGAAAUCCAAAUCAAAGGUAUCGCCUAAUGAUUCCGAUCAUCAUUCGGAAACACCUUAUGAUAUAGACUCAUAUCCCGGCGAUACGGAUGCAGACAGAGCUCGUAAGCGUAAGGAAUUCUUGGAAAGGAAUAGAAUUGCUGCUUCAAGGUUCAGAAAACGGAAGAAGGAAUACAUCAAACGGAUUGAAGCGGAUGUGUCUUUCUAUGAGUCCGAAUAUAAUGACCUCUCUGCAUGCUUAGCGUCUUUGACAGGUAUUUCUCCUCAUAAUAAUUCGAUGGGGAACCCUUCGCUCAUCAACUCUUUGAAACAAGCACUUAUAACGCAAGACUUGAAAUCUGCAUUACAAGUAUGCGAUAUGCUGGAACAUACUGUGCUGAAAACUAAAUACGUUCAAAGAAAUGGUGUCAAUACCAGAGAAUUGGCCCAUAGAUCUGAAGAUAUGGACGAUUCGGAUGCUUAA